AGGCGCAUAUAAGAAGCUCGAAAGCUGCAAGUUCUCUAGCAUCAAAGUAACAAAUCAACUCAUCUUUCUCUAGCCGGAGACACUUUCUUCAAGCGUUCUUUCCCCCUCAAAAGUUCAACAUGGCCAUCACCGAACCCAUCCUCGUUGCGGAGUCUCUCCCAACAAUCGAGCUCGACCUCCUCCGAGCAGACAAUGAAACGGAGAACAAGAGACUCCUCAGCGUCUGCCAGAACUAUGGUUUCUUCUACCUCAACAUGACCAGCGAUCCCGAGCUCUGCCAGCUCUGGAAAGACAUGCUGUCUAUCAUGAAGGAGUACUUCGAGCAGCCCCUUGAUAUCAAGAUGCAGGAUGCCCGCAACGACGACAACUUCGGCUACGAGCCCAUGGGCACCGAAGAAGGCCCCAAGCCCAAGACCAGAGACGGCUACGAAUCCCUCAAGUUCUCCCGCCGCGAAUACCUCAAGAACUCAACCGACCUCACCACCAGCAUCCGCACCAAAUCCGCCCCCUUCUUCAACUUCAUCAACCAAGCCCACACCAUCACCCUCCUAAUAUUGUCGCGCCUCUCCACCCAACUCGGUCUCACUGGCCCCUCCCGCUUCGAAACCUACCACGCCGACCCCGGCCCGUCCACCUCAACACUCGGUAUCCUACGCUACCCCAAGCAUGAGUCCGGAAUCAGCGAGCCCACCAGCGUCGGCCACAACCAGCACACCGACGUCGGCACGCUCACCUUCCUCCUUGCGGCCCAAUGGGGUCUGCAGUACUGUUCUCCCCAAACCAAGCGCUGGGAAUUUAUCGAGCCUCGUGCCGGCCACGCUAUCAUCAACGUGGGUGAUAGCUUGCGGUUCCCGUCUGGCGGGGAGCUGGCGAGUGUGGUGCAUCGUGUUGUGCCUUUGAAGGAGACGCAGGAAGAGGACCGUUACAGUAUUGCGUAUUUUUUGAGGCCGAAUGAUGAUGUCACCUUUAGGGAUGCGACGGGCAAGAUGUGGUCGGCGAAGGAGUGGCAUGAUUUUAAAUUUAAUGUGUUUAAGAGUCCGAGUACGUUGGAUGCGAAGGGGAGGUUUUUGACGGGGAUGAUGCUCGAGGAGGAGAGGGGGAGGUGGGUUGGUGUACCUGGAGAGGGAGGUGUGGCGGUUGCUGUUUGA
This is a messenger RNA of Aspergillus eucalypticola CBS 122712, 1148 nucleotides long. RefSeq names its product Clavaminate synthase-like protein. Gene Ontology annotation, molecular function: dioxygenase activity. The transcript is spliced from 3 exons. Bases 120 to 1148 code for a protein of 342 amino acids. Lineage: Eukaryota; Fungi; Ascomycota; Eurotiomycetes; Eurotiales; Aspergillaceae. The record is from RefSeq and is a predicted model, not a curated record.